CUAUCGCUAACUUUAUAUCUGCCAAACAUAUGAUUAUUUCGUGCAAUGCUUUCGUAACGCAUAAGCUACAUAUAUUUAAGAGGUUUGUGUAAGAUGUCAGCUGUGGAUGAGGAUCCUGUUGAGGCGAUGCUAAAGAAAACUGGCUGCAUUGAGUUACACUACAAGGUGCAAGAGUGCAUUGCCGAAACCGGCGACUGGCGACAGUGUCAGGAAAAAGUGAAGGAGUUUAAGGCCUGCAUGCAAAAGUAUGUGGAGCAACAGAGCAAGAAGUACGCCAAUGUUAAAUAAGAUGUUUAAGCAGCUGAGC
This is a messenger RNA of Drosophila busckii, 307 nucleotides long. RefSeq names its product cytochrome c oxidase assembly factor 4 homolog, mitochondrial. Gene Ontology annotation, cellular component: mitochondrial intermembrane space. The transcript has a single exon. Bases 94 to 288 code for a protein of 64 amino acids. Lineage: Eukaryota; Metazoa; Arthropoda; Insecta; Diptera; Drosophilidae. The record is from RefSeq and is a predicted model, not a curated record. Gene Ontology annotation, biological process: mitochondrial respiratory chain complex IV assembly.